Aegilops tauschii subsp. strangulata is the source of this 570-nucleotide messenger RNA. The record is from RefSeq and is a predicted model, not a curated record. NCBI's taxonomy places the organism in Eukaryota, Viridiplantae, Streptophyta, Magnoliopsida, Poales, Poaceae.
AUGGACGCCUUCUCGUUCGUCGUCGAUGUCAUCAGGGCGGCAAGAAAAAGGUCGGCACGUGAUGCGGCCAACACCACCACCCCGACAAGUGCCUUGGAGCCACCCCUCGUCCCAAUGCCGCCGCCGGACACGGAGACGGCAGUUAUCGUCGAUGACGAGGGCUACACGUUGUACAUCGUACUUGGCGGCCUUGUUCUGGUCGGCGCUGCCGGCGCUGUGGUGUGGGGUCUUGCGGGGCUGGCCGGCCUGCUGGCUGCGGAAGUGCCUCCGGACGCCGGCGACGACGGCCACCCAACGACCGGCAUCGUCCUCCGCAUGGUCGUUCAAGCCGGUGCUUCAGCGAACGCGGUCGCCAUGGGAAUCGCCGCGGCCUUCGGCCAUGCCCCGGCUGUCCCUGGCGUCGGCAUCGACGGGGCGCCUCCCGGCGCAGGAGGUGCUCCUCCCCUUGGCAGCGGCGGCCUCAACGGCGCGCCUCCCGGCGCAGGAUGUCCGACUCCCCCUGGCGGCGGCGACCAGGGCGUGGCUCCCGGAGCUGCAGGAGGUCCGCCUCCACCUGGCGGCCGCGUCUAG